This is a messenger RNA of Bipolaris oryzae ATCC 44560, 216 nucleotides long. RefSeq lists its product as uncharacterized. The record is from RefSeq and is a predicted model, not a curated record. The coding region runs from base 1 to 216 and encodes 71 amino acids. Lineage: Eukaryota; Fungi; Ascomycota; Dothideomycetes; Pleosporales; Pleosporaceae. The transcript is spliced from 2 exons.
AUGAAGGUCCAAACCCUCGUACUCCUCAUGGCCGCCGUUGCCGAAGCCUCUUGGGAAUGCAGGAACAGGUCUGAGAAAUUCAGGACUGACAAGGCCCCUGUUCCUAAGCGGGCUAGUACAGAGACCAGCUGGACCUACUGUCCUAUAGCUGCUGGCUGCUGCACUGACGGAAAUGAAUGGUACGCCUGCAAAGCUGUAAGUUUUUGUCCCUCUUGA